ACAACCACCUCGUGCCGUGCUGCUCUUAUGCCAACCAGAGUAGCACGACGGCCGAUGGAGGACAUCGACCCCUUCGCAAACGCAAUUGCGCCUCCCCAGAACGAGACUCCAGAAGACCGCGAAGUCCGAAUGCAAAAGGAACGGGCGGCAAAGCAAGUUUCCGAUGCCAUUGACGCCGAACUCUCAAAAGAACAAGCAUACGAGAAGAAACGUCCAAAGCCGGUCAAAAUCCUCCUCCUAGGUCAAAGUGAAUCAGGGAAGUCUACAACAUUGAAGAACUUCCAGCUGCUAUAUGAGCCCAAGGCUUUCCGGGCGGAACGGGGCUCAUGGCGGGCUAUAAUACAGCUUAACGUUGUCCGAUCCGUCCAUAUUGUCCUUGACGCGAUUACCCGUGCUCAAAACCCCCAUGACCGACCUCCAAGCGAGCGUUCCAGCAUAUCAUCGCAAGACUCGUUUCGGAUCGAUGCAGAGCUACUAGCCCUCAAGAUGCGCCUUGUGUCUCUUCUUGACGUAGAAAAACUGCUCAUGAAGCGUUUAUCCGUCCCCGGAGAAGUCGAGCCGACCGAGCGCCCAAUGACAUCUUUAUCACGGCGGCACCAACCCAAAGAGAUUGCGGUCAACUCUUCUGUCGCAUGGCAGGGUGCCUUUCGCCGAAACGGGGCUGCGACAAGUAACGACGGCGACAAUAUGAUCGACUGGGAUGACCCUGAUGACCCUGGCGUGGUCUUACAUUCAUGUCGAGACGACCUGAAGCGGCUAUGGGAGCACCCUACAGUUCAAGCCAUCCUCGACAAACAGUGCAUCAGGCUACAAGAAAGUGCGGGCUUCUUCCUUGACUCGAUAGACGCAGUCACCUCAUUGCGAUAUAUUCCUACCGAUGAUCACAUUUUGAGGGCUCGGUUAAAAACCUUGGGUGUGUCUGAGCAUCGGAUGCGGCUUUCCGACCCCACUGGUGGGAUGAGCCGCGAUUUUCGAAUAUUUGAUGUUGGCGGAACGCGCUCAUUGCGAGCAGCAUGGGUGAGCUACUUCGAUGACAUGGACGCUAUCAUAUUCCUCGCGCCGAUUUCGGCGUUCGAUCAAGUGUUGACGGAGGAUCCAACUGUCAACCGUCUGGCGGACUCGUACAAGCUGUGGACGACGAUCGUCGCCAGCAAGCUGCUCCAGAAGACGAACGUCAUCCUGUUCCUCAACAAGAUCGACAUCAUGCACGCCAAAUUGGCCUCGGGCAUCCGCUUGGCGGACUUUGUCGACUCGUAUGGGCGGCGGCCGAAUGACUUUGACAGUGCUUCGCGAUAUUUAAAGAAACAAUUUAAUGCUAUCCUCAAACAAAACUCACCCGCUCCGAGAAUCUUCUACUGUCAUCUUACUAAUGCCAUCGACACCAAGUCGACGAAGUAUGUCCUCGCUGGGAUCAAGGACAUGCUUAUGCGAUUCCAUCUACAAGAAUCACACCUAAUUUUAUAG
This is a messenger RNA of Mycena indigotica, 1464 nucleotides long. RefSeq lists its product as uncharacterized. Gene Ontology annotation, cellular component: heterotrimeric G-protein complex. Gene Ontology annotation, molecular function: GTPase activity; G-protein beta/gamma-subunit complex binding; G protein-coupled receptor binding. The record is from RefSeq and is a predicted model, not a curated record. Gene Ontology annotation, biological process: adenylate cyclase-activating G protein-coupled receptor signaling pathway. Bases 28 to 1464 code for a protein of 478 amino acids. The transcript has 15 exons. Lineage: Eukaryota; Fungi; Basidiomycota; Agaricomycetes; Agaricales; Mycenaceae.